Saxophila tyrrhenica is the source of this 1005-nucleotide messenger RNA. It is a transcript of the gene ZTA1, whose product is annotated as NADPH:quinone reductase. The transcript is spliced from 2 exons. The coding region runs from base 1 to 1005 and encodes 334 amino acids. Gene Ontology annotation, molecular function: quinone reductase (NADPH) activity; mRNA 3'-UTR AU-rich region binding; zinc ion binding. Gene Ontology annotation, cellular component: cytosol. The record is from RefSeq and is a predicted model, not a curated record. NCBI's taxonomy places the organism in Eukaryota, Fungi, Ascomycota, Dothideomycetes, Mycosphaerellales, Extremaceae.
AUGGCGUCCCAGAUCCCCAAGACGAUGAAGGGUGUGAUCAUUGAGAAGAACGGUGGCACAGAUGUCUUGCAGUACAAGACCGACCUACCUGUUCCUGAGCCGAAAGAGGGCCAGCUGCUGGUUAAGAAUGACUUUGUUGGCAUCAACUUCAUUGACACAUACUUCCGAACCGGUCUCUAUCCCCCUCCCCACUUCCCAUACAUCCUCGGCCGUGAAGGAGAAGGCACAAUCGCAUCGACCGGCCCUGGAGGAGAGUUGUAUGGCAUGAAGGCAGGAGAUCGAGUAGUGUGGAUGGCAGAAGGCGCUUACGCCGAAUACACCGCGGUCAACGCCAAAACAGCGUUCAAGCUCCCCUCCGGCGUGGGCGAGAAAGUCGGCGCCGCAGCCUUCCUCCAAGGCCUCACAGCUCUUACUCUGAUUCGGGAAGCACACCACGUAAAGAAAGGCGACUGGGUCCUCGUCCACGCCGCAGCAGGAGGAACAGGACUAUGGCUCUGCCAGUUGCUUAAAGCAGUCGGCGCGAACACCAUCGGCACAGCCUCCACGAAAGAAAAGGUGGAUCUAGCAAGCAAGGCGGGAGCGACACACAUGAUCAACUACAGCGAAGCAGACGUCAAGUCCAAAGUCAUGGAACUCACCAACAACGCCGGCUGCAUCGCCGUCUUCGACGGCGUCGGCAAAUCCACCUUCGACCUCUCCCUCGAAUGCGUCGCCCGUCUUGGAUCCAUGAUCUCCUUCGGCAACGCCUCCGGCGCUGUGGACCCGGUCACGAUCUCCCGCCUCAGCCCGAAGAAUGUGCGGCUCAUGCGGCCAACGUUGUUCAACUUCUUGGUCACGAGGGAGGAGUUUGAGCACUGGAGCAACGAGUUGUUUGAUUUUGUGGUGAAGGCGGGCUUGGAUGUGAGGAUCCAUGAGACGUAUCCGUUGAGCGAGGUCAAGAGGGCGCAGGAGGAUUUGCAGGGGCGGAGGAGUACAGGAAAGUUGUUGUUGGAUCCUUCGAAGUAG